AUGGCUGUUGGAUUGUUUGAAUCCCAGGAGUUGGUAACCUUUAGGGAUGUGGCUCUAGAUUUUUCCCAAGAAGAGUGGGAAUGGCUGAACCCAUCUCAGAAGGAUUUAUACAGAGAUGUCAUGUUGGAGAACUACAGGAAUUUGGUAUGGCUUGGACUCUCCAUUUCCAAGCCCUACACGAUCUUCUUAUUGGAGCAAGGGAAGGAACCUUGGAUAGUGGAGAAAGAGAUGUCAAAUGGUCAAUAUACAGACUGGUAUGAAAUUAAGGAAUUAUCUCCAAAAUGGUACAUUGAUGAUGAAGAGGAAAUAUCUCAGAGCAUAGUAAUGGAAAGACUAAUAAGACAUGAUAUUGGAUGUUCCAGUUUCAGAAAAACUUGGAUAUAUAAGUGUGAAUUUGAGAAGCAGCAUGGAAAUCAGGAGAGGCAUUUCAAGCAAGUGGCAAGUCUUAAGGAAAUCUAUGUUAUGAAAAAAGACAAUGACUAUAAUAAUUCUGAAAGAAAUGUUAUCUUGAAGUCAGUACUUUUAACGCAUCAGAGAGUUCCCACAGUACAGCCAGUAUAUAAAUUUGAUAUUUAUGAUCAAAUGUUCCCCCCAAAUUCAGUCCCAGUGGAGCAUAAAAGACAACAUCAUGAAAAGGAAUAUUUAAUAGGUAAUAAAUAUGAAAAAUUUAACCAGAGUUCAUACCUUAGUAAAGACAGAGGAAUUCUUCCUGAGGAGAAACCUUAUGAAAGUAAUGAUUUUUCAAAUCUCUUAAAUUUCCACUCAUUACUUACUCAACAUCAAACAACACAUUUUGGAAAAUUACCCAAUGAAUGUGGUGACGCCUUUAGCUGUUACUCAUUCUAUACUCAACCUCAGAUAGUUCACAGUGCAGAGAAACCACAUGCAUGCAAUGGCUUUGGAAAAGCCUUUAACCACGACUUCUUUCUCAGUGAACAUAAGAGAACUCAUAUUGGAGAGAAAACAUAUGAAUGUAAGGAAUGUAACAAAACCUUUAGACAGAGUGCACAUCUUGCUCAACAUCAGAGAAUCCACACUGGAGAAAAACCCUUUACAUGCAAUGAGUGUGGAAAGGCCUUUAGCCGUUUUGCCUUUGUUGUUGAACAUCAAAGAAUUCACACAGGAGAGAAACCAUAUGAAUGUAAGGAAUGUAACAAAGCCUUCAGACAGAGUGCACACCUUAAUCAACAUCAGAGAAUUCACACUGGAGAUAAACCCUAUGAAUGUAAUAAGUGUGGAAAAGCCUUCAGCAGACGCAUAGCCCUUACACUGCAUCAAAGAAUUCAUACAGGAGAGAAACCCUUUAAAUGUAAUGAAUGUGGGAAGACCUUUGGCUAUCGCUCACACCUUAAUCAACAUCAUAGAAUUCAUACUGGAGAGAAGCCCUAUGAGUGCAUCAAAUGUGGGAAGUUUUUCCGAACUGAUUCACAACUUAAUCGACAUCAUAGAAUUCAUACUGGAGAGAGACCUUUUGAAUGCAAUAAAUGUGGGAAAACCUUUAGUGAUGCGUUAGUUCUAAUUCAUCAUAAGAGAAGUCAUGCAGGAGAGAAACCCUAUAAAUGUAACAAAUGUGGGAAGGCCUUCAGUUGUGGCUCAUACCUUAAUCAACAUCAGAGAGUUCAUACUGGGGAGAAACCCUAUGAAUGCAACGAAUGUGGGAAAGCAUUCCAUCAGAUUUUGUCCCUUAGGCUACACGAGAGGAUUCAUAUUGGAAAAAAAAAACCUAUAACUGUUAAUGAAUGUGGGAAUGAUUUUAGCUGUGCCUCGGCCCUUAGACAGCAUCAGUAA
Molecule: messenger RNA, 1788 nt
Organism: Pipistrellus nathusii (Nathusius's pipistrelle)
Lineage: Eukaryota; Metazoa; Chordata; Mammalia; Chiroptera; Vespertilionidae
Source: the annotation of a GenBank genome assembly